GCGGAAGUGACGACAGUUUACCAACCAGCGGCAGCGGAGGGAACUUUAAAGCGUCUAUAAAGUCCAAGCUGAAAACAAACACCGGACAGAAGUGGGUAGAAGCUGAAGUGUGGAUGUGGGAGCGGAACCGGAGUGGAUCAGAACCGAUUCAGAGCAGGAUGAGUGGACCCUCCCCCCUCUUGUCUCCUCCCCCUUCUUCUCACCCGCCCCCCCAACCCCACCCCGUCCCCUUUGAUUCUUACUCCUGCACUGGCUGUCCUGAACUGGACCUGUCUGUCACACUAAGCCCCGCCCCUAGAGCCACGCCAGCAGUCCUGAAGCCCCACCCACAGCCAGCCACGCUCCACCUAAAGCCCUGCCCCCGAGGGCAAAGGAAGAUGAAGAACCCAGAGGUGUGUUUUCAGCCAGUGGUCGUCACGGUAACACCACAGCCCCACCUCACACACCCUCAGCAGCCAAUCAGGAGCCAGAGGAGCAGCAUAGUCCAUCUCCAUGGUAACCACAGUGGAGCCUCCACUCGGUGGGAGGAGCCUCCUGCUCCACAGCCCAGUGACGGUCCAGUGGGUUUGGCGGAGGCGGAGUUACACACCACACUGGCUCUGAAGGUGGAGCUUCAGUCUCUGCAGGGGGUGGAGUUUAACUCCCAGAAGGCCAUUCAGGAAACUCUGUGUAGGUCAACGUGGACCAGAAGUCUGAUAAACAGCAGAGUAACUGAAGGCCUGAACGUGGGCCGCUCUCAGCUCCUCUUCUCCUCAUUGGUCAGCGUGGACGUUCCUGCAGAUCAGCUGAUUGACCGGGCUCUACAGGAUAGGCUGCCGCUGGCCCCGCCCCCUCGCUGCCGCUCCAUCAGAAAGCCCACAGAUAGCCCCGCCCUCUUCCCGAAUGUGUCUGACUUGCAACGACAGAAGCCCCUCCCACCAGAGGAACAGGGGCCCGCCAGGCUCCGCCCCCUGCCCUUCUCCAGCUGUUCGACCUUUGACCUCUACAGCAGACAGAGACGCUGGGAGGCCACACCCUGAUUGGACCAAUCUAUGUGAUGUCACAUUUGAAUUCUGUACAAAGUUUGAAAUAAAGCCUGAGUUCCACCAAUCA
Molecule: messenger RNA, 1092 nt
Organism: Sphaeramia orbicularis (orbiculate cardinalfish)
Lineage: Eukaryota; Metazoa; Chordata; Actinopteri; Kurtiformes; Apogonidae
Product: protein phosphatase 1 regulatory subunit 35-like
Exons: 6
Coding region: 114-1019 (301 amino acids)
Biological process (GO): positive regulation of centriole elongation; positive regulation of cilium assembly; negative regulation of phosphatase activity
Cellular component (GO): centriole
Molecular function (GO): phosphatase binding
Source: RefSeq, a predicted model, not a curated record